Molecule: messenger RNA, 123 nt
Organism: Corticium candelabrum
Lineage: Eukaryota; Metazoa; Porifera; Homoscleromorpha; Homosclerophorida; Plakinidae
Exons: 2
Source: RefSeq, a predicted model, not a curated record
CCCUCUCCCUCUCUCCCCUCUCCCUUUCUCCCCUCUCCCUUCUCCCCUCUCCCCUCUCCCCCUCUCCCUCCCCUCUCUCCUCCCCUCUCCCCUCCCCUCUCCCCUCCCCUCUCCCCUCUCCCC